Molecule: messenger RNA, 1605 nt
Organism: Gekko japonicus
Lineage: Eukaryota; Metazoa; Chordata; Lepidosauria; Squamata; Gekkonidae
Gene: OTOP1
Product: otopetrin 1
Exons: 6
Coding region: 1-1605 (534 amino acids)
Biological process (GO): proton transmembrane transport; inner ear morphogenesis
Cellular component (GO): membrane
Molecular function (GO): proton channel activity
Source: RefSeq, a predicted model, not a curated record
AUGUUUGGGCCGCCCGCCGCUCCGGGCCCUGCGCCCCCUCGGAUCUCCCCACACCCGACGCCUCUAGGGCUGGGGUGGGCUAAAGGGAGGGAGAGCCCCAAGCAGCUGCCGGUCUGGCCGGAUGCCCGCUGCGCCGGCUGGGCGCCCGCUGCGCCGGCUCCGGGUGGGAUUACUCUGUUUGCGAUGAUUACUUUAAUUAUGGACGCUUUCAAAAUUGGAUACUUCGUGGGAUAUUCAGAUUGCUUAUCGAUUGCAGAAGGCAUUUUCCCAGUGACGCAUGCAGUGCACACGCUUGUGCAGGUGUAUUUCUUAUGGUGCCAUGCAAAGGACAUCAUUCAGUCUUUCAAAACACUGGAGAGGUUUGGAGUGAUCCAUUCAGUGUUCACAAAUUUGCUUCUGUGGACAAAUGCCGUCUUAGCAGAAUCCAAGCAUCAACUCAAUGAGCACAAGGAGAGACUCAUUACUCUUGGGUUUGGAAACAUCUCCAUAGAGUUGGAUGACCAUGCUCCGCAGUGUAAUUGUACCAUUCCGUCUCUCUGCUCCAUAUUUUCUCAAGGGAUAUACUACUUGUACCCUUUCAACAUAGAGUAUCACAUCUUAGCAUCCACAGUGCUCUAUGUGCUCUGGAAGAACAUUGGGCGCAACAUCGAGCACCUUCAGCAUCACAAGAUACCCUUCAGGUUUCAAGGCAAAACGUUCGGCACCAUUGUGGGAAUGGUUGUGUUUGCCACCACCAUCGCCGUCGUGGUGGUGUACUUGAUUCAGAUCGGGCGUUCCAAGCUAAAGAGUGAAAUUGCACUCAUGAUGUUUUACUUGUAUGCCAUCAUCGUACUGACCCUGAUGUGUGCGGCUGGGAUUGUCGCUCUGCUGAUCUACAGACUUGAAGGCAGGUCACUGGAUGUUUCCAAAAACCCAGCCAGGAAACUUGACGGGGACCUUCUGGUUGGAACGGCUUCGGGAUCCUGGCUCCUUUCGUGGGGCUCCAUCCUGGCAAUUAUCUGUGCCGAAACCCACCCUGCCUAUGCGUGGUACAACCUGCCUUAUUCCAUACUCGUUAUCGUUGAGAAAUAUGUCCAGAACCUCUUUAUAAUCGAAUCAAUACAUCGUGAGCACGAUAAGGGUCACGAUGACAUCAAAACUCUUCGGAUACUCACCGUGUCCAACGGGAGCACGCUUUCUCCUGCACCGUCUUACAAAGAAAUCUAUAAUGGGACCAACGGCAUCCAGAGUGGAGAGUUGUCCUGCAAGUCCAACGGCAGUGUUUCCCUGCCUGAGAGCAACGGCCCGGGUGUGGCGGAUGAAGGGAAGGGCAACGCCAGCAGAGCUUUCCCCCCUGCUCCAUCCGAUUCCCCACACUAUGGGAGAAACUUCCCCCUCAACAAGCGGCGCAUCCUGAAGAACGUCGCAGCUUUCCUGUUCCUGUGCAAUCUGUCGCUUUGGAUUCCAGCCGCUUUUGGCUGCCGGCCAGAGUACGAUAACGGACUGGAAGAGAUGGUGUUUGGAUUUGAGCCUUGGAUCAUCAUUGUGAACCUUGCCAUGCCCUUUUCCAUUUUUUACCGGAUGCAUUCGGCUGCCUCGCUCUUUGAGGUCAGUUGCAUAACGUGA